Messenger RNA from Mesorhabditis belari, 2559 nucleotides. Lineage: Eukaryota; Metazoa; Nematoda; Chromadorea; Rhabditida; Rhabditidae. The record is from the annotation of a GenBank genome assembly.
AUGCGGCACCUCACACAGAUAGCUUUGAAGAGGCACCAGCCGGCCGUCGUGGUCACGCUGGCGCGCGCGGAGUUUUUGUGGAUCGGACAAUUUACCGUACUCCUGGCGAGUCUCUCAAACCUUGCUUGGGCUCAACAAAACGACGACGAGGGCACCUACCAUUUCGCGAGUGGACCCACUGGACGCGCCGGGGUCGUUGAAGGAGAGAGCCUGCCCUGGAUUGGAUCCUUUGAAUAUUUGAGCAGCGAGGCCUCGCCGGCUACGGUACUGAUGACAGUCGUGGAUAGCAGCACUGGUACCCCGCUCGGAGAGUGCUCAGUGAUGGAUGCUGACAAAGACGAGUGGGAGCAUUUCGUUUGGACGUUAACCACCGACUCGCUCACUUGCAACGUCUCCGACUCGAGCUCGUCCAAAGUUCGCUUUCCCCUCUCCACGCAUCCGAGGACAUUUUCCGUCCGAAUACAGUCGAAUCGAGGACCCCGGUGUCUUCGCGAGAUGACGGUGCAAAAACGAGAAACCGAUCGGUUGCCCGCCGCAUUUGCGGAGAAACGCUUUCACCUCGGCCGGCCUCACUUGCGGAUGCCCUUACGUGGCCGAGUCGACAGACCGUCUGAACGACUCAAACUCGACUUCUGCCUCGGCGGCUCCGGCGAAAGCGAAAACGGCGGCGCUGCUGACCCAGCUUUUCCGAUCUUCGACUUGCAAGGGGGCCCAGCUCCACCCGGAGUGUCGCCUAGUCAAGGCACAAGGACGCCCACAGGCACACCAGAUUUCGCGGUGAGCCCGUGUGCCAACGUGGACUGUUUAAACAAUGGGACGUGCGUUGUCGGAUCGGAUGGACAGGCAACUUGUUUAUGCCAAAACGGUUUCUCCGGCUCGCGCUGUCAACUCGACAUUUGCGCCUCGGUGCCGUGCUCGAAUGGCGGGAAAUGUAAGGCGAAUGGGAGCACGGCCGUUUGCGAAUGCUCACCACACACGAGGGGGAUUCUCUGCGAACAGAUCAUCUGCGAACCGUCUUGCGCCCAGGGCGAGUGCACGCUCGUCGACGGAGCCCCAAUGUGUCAAUGCCAACAAGGCUUCAUCGGUCCCAACUGCAAUGUGAUCGAUGUGUGCAUUGGUGACGCAGCUUGCGCCGUUUUUGGUGAGAACGCGAAAUGCACGCUCGAUUCGGCGUCGUACACGACGGUCACCCCGAAAGUCGUCAACGCCUCCUACGAUUGUCACUGUCCCCACCCGCAAACUGGCCAAUGGAUGGACUGCUUGACGCUCGUCCUUUCCUCAACGCUGCAACCAAAUGCCGGUGUUGGCGGUGUGGAAAGCUCUUUUGGAUCACAGGAAACGCGGACGACGACGCUGGGCACAACAACGAGCACCGUUAAAGUUCCGAUCGUGCCGCUGGGCGCGCACAACGUCGUCACCGCCACCGCGCACCCGCGCAUCAUCACCGCGCCCACCACAACGACCACAACGACCACAACGACGACGUCGAUCACCCCCACCAACACUGUCAGCAAUCAAAAUGCAUCCCAGCAGAUGAACUUCUUGCCCUUCAACCCGAAUGGACCGCAACUGGCAACAGUUUUGCCUAGGCAACAGGUCACCCCAUCAAGCCCUGAGCCGAGCGAGGAAGAAGAGGAGAGCGACGAAACAACGACACACGUGCAAACUGUUUCGCCGAAUCUCGGCUUCCGGCCGUUCCCAUCAGCUCCAGUUGUCGUGAAUGGAGGCGAGAAUGAAUCGACGCGAUUCCCCACCCCGACUCCAUUCGAGGUCUCCGAGGGCGGAGAGGAAGGCGGGGAAACGGCUGAGGAAGAAGAGAACCUCGGUGCCGGCUUUGAAACGAUGACUCAAGAGAAUGGACCCGAGGCUGGCCCGGGCGGCAUCCAGAUUACUACUGGAGCCUCUACAGCUGAAGAGGAAGAUUCCGAAGAGACGACCACUCAAAUCUCAACCAUUGCUCCAGUUCGCAAUGUUGUGAACAAUGUUGACGGACUUUGGCCACUGCCCGACUCAACCAUAUCCCCACAGACGACUACGGAAUCGGCUGAGGUGGCCUCCGGGGAAACGACACAAUCGGUGCUGCCAUUCUGGAUGAUGACAACGACUGAGUCACCCAAACAGCCAUCGACCACUCGCUCGACGACCAGCACAACGACGACGACGACCGAAGAACCAGAAACGGAAGAAGACGAAAAAGAGGAGGAACAAGAGCAGCAGCCGACAGUCUUGCCACCGAUCCGCGGCAACAACAAUGUGCACGAGCACGCCUGGCCAACUCCCACCUCUCCUCAGCCACCAACCACCGAGGACACAACGAAGGCGGUGAUCGCAACCGGAAACGCGAGCCAAAAUGGCAGCUCUGCCGCCAGCAUUAUUGUCGCGAUUAUCGCCGUUUGCUUGAUCGGCUUGUUGCUUCUGGCGGCCGCUUUCUUCACAAUGCGAUACGUGCGGCAAAGUCGAAAAUUACAUGGCAAAUACAAUCCAUCUCGUGAAGAAUCGGCUUUAUCCGCCGCCUACUCGCUUCCCAUGACGCAUGUGAGCAAAGAGGAGCGACUCAUU